AUGCGGGAGCUCGACUGCGAGACGCGCUUCACCUACCCGCUCGACAUCGACGUCGGCUACUACGUGGAGCUGCUGCUGGGCGGCCAGCAGUCGCCGGUGACGCCGCUGAACACGCACCAGUUCCGCUACCUGUCGGAGGCACGGCACCGCUGCGCCGGUGAAGACCCGCUGCGUCUGCUGCUGGUGGUCAAGUCGGCCGUGGACCACUUCGAUCAGCGCCGCGUCAUCCGACGCAGCUGGGCGUCGCAGCGGCCCGACGUGCGCCACGUGUUCCUGCUGGGCACGCGCGCCGGCCAGCCGCGCCUGCAGACGGCCGUCGCACGCGAGGCCGAUGAGUUCGGCGACGUGGUGCAGGCGCACUUCGAGGACUCGUACUUCAACAACACACUGAAGACGAUGAGCGGCAUGCGCUGGGCGGUGGAGCAGUGCGGCGGCGCAGAGCAUGUGCUCUUCGCGGACGACGACAUGUACGUGUCGGUGGUGAACGUGCUGCGGCUGGUGGCGGCGCCGCGCACCUACCCGGCCACUCUGAUGGCCGGCUACGUGUUCCACACGUGGCCGAGGCGGCAGCGCUUCAGCAAGUGGUACGUCUCGGUGGAGGAGUACCCGUUCAACCAGUGGCCGCCGUUUUGUCCGGCCGGCGCGUACCUGCUGUCGCGCUCCGCCCUGCGCCGCAUCCUGUACACCAGCUACUACACCAAAAUGUUCAGGUUCGACGACAUCUAUAUCGGCCUGGUGGCCAAAAAGGCCGGCAUGGAACCGGUGCAUACGGAGCACAUCCACUUCUGGGAGCGGCCGUACGACGCGCAUGGCUACCGGGACGUGGUCGCCUCCCACGGCUUCCACGACCCGGACCGGCUGCUGGCCGUCUGGCAGGAGCAGCACCGGCUGGGUCGGGCCUGA
Molecule: messenger RNA, 903 nt
Organism: Pollicipes pollicipes
Lineage: Eukaryota; Metazoa; Arthropoda; Thecostraca; Pollicipedomorpha; Pollicipedidae
Product: beta-1,3-galactosyltransferase brn-like
Exons: 3
Coding region: 1-903 (300 amino acids)
Biological process (GO): protein O-linked glycosylation
Cellular component (GO): Golgi membrane
Molecular function (GO): hexosyltransferase activity; UDP-glycosyltransferase activity
Source: RefSeq, a predicted model, not a curated record